CAUAGAUAUCUGCGUCUUGCACCAUCAUCAUCUAGUGUUCAAGUUCUUCGUUCUUAUUCCAUCAGUAUUGGACGAUUAAGUUGAAGUGUUUUGUGUAAAGAUUCUCAUUCCUCCUGCACCAUCAUCAUCCUCUCCCAUUUGGAGUUGCAGUCACAACAAGUCACAGCAACCAUUAUCAUCACCAAAUAAUAUCAUCACAUUCUUGUGUUGUGUUGGAGAUCAUUACGCACCAAAUAAUUUAAUAUAAAGAACACACAAACACAUUUGAGUAGCAACAGACAUAAGAGAUACAAAAAUUGAGUGCACUCAGUCAAUGCAUCAAAUACCCAAUUUUAAUUGAAAUAUAUCAAAGCUUAUACCCUCUUGUGGCACCACAUCAGAAUUAAUUUGUAAUACGGAAGCGACGACUGCUCCAUCACGACUACUAAUAGUUGAUCAAGAACAAUAAUACCUUCACUCCUCUACUUGAUAAAUAUGCAGAACCAGCAACAUACUGGUCAUAAUCUCUAUCAACAUCAACAACAAAUAAUAACAAAUUCACCAUCACCACAAUCCUCUAAUUUACCAAUUACUAAUCAAAUUACUGCAGUAGGAGUCCAUAAUAAUAAUAAUACCAACAUGAUGAUGACAGUCUCCACUACCAAUAACAAUUCUGUUACCUCUAAUAAUCUCUAUGCAACAACAUCAUCACGUCCAACAACUCCUUCCUCCCUACACCAUCAUCAGCAGCAAGUCGUGUCAAGUUCAUGGCCAAUGAAUUUUCAGCAACAACACACAUUUAGCAACAGUAAUGGGAAUGUAGUACAACAACAUCAUCAACCACCUCCUCAACAGUUUAGAACUGUUGCUCAACCACAACAACAACACGGAGGGUCAGGUUAUCAUAUUCCACAACAACAGCAACAACUUGGCAAUAACUCUGUUGGGUUUAAUACAGGGAAUUCGAAUAAUCAUCAUCAGGGUUUAUAUAAUAAUCAACAACAAAACAUGUUCAAUAGUUUAAUGCAGCAACAAAUCAAUACUAACAUGAUGAACAAUAAUUAUCCAAUGUCAUCUAAUCAAUCCUAUAAUCAACUUUCUUCCAAUUUUAAUAAUACCAAUAGCAACAAUAAUAAUAUGAAUAAUCUUAAUGGUAGUAAUUACCAAGUCAUGAUGGGUAAUCAAUCCAUUGAUACAUCUCAUCAUCACGUGCAAAAUAAUUCAUCUAAUAAUUUAGUUUCGUCUGAUGCAUUGAUCAUUCAACAGAAUCAAACACCACUUCAACACCAAUUACAAAAUUCUUCCACUCCAACACCAACUCGUAUUGUUGAUGGAGAUAAUAUAUUCUCUGUGAAUAGUUUCUUUCGACUUUCCAAUAAUGACAAUGGCAAUGCUAUGAAACAUGCACCAAAUUCUACUCCUCUACCUUCAACUACAACUGCCAUGCAACAAUCAUCCAAUCCAAGUGUUGGUUCCAGAGUCCUAGUGCAAAAUUCCACUUCAGCAACACCCAUUUCGUUUACAACGCCCACAAUGGUAAAAGCCCAAAAUAAUACCCAACCAAAAUGGACAAUACAACAAACAACCAUAGUUCAACCAACACUUGUAAAACCUGAAACCAGUCCUACUAAUAGCCAACAACAACCAACUGCAACUGCAGUGGAUUCUCAGCCAAAUGAAGAGGAAACCGGAGGAGAUGCUUCUCAAGAAGCAGGGCAAAAAGGUGGAAUUAAAAUUACUAGAAAUAUUCGAGCAGAUACAAGUGUAACACCAAACGAACCUGUAGAAUAUCCAAAACAUGGAAUUUUAUACAUUUACAAUGUUGAGAAUUGGACAGAUAAGAAUAGUUUUUAUGAUAAGAUUGCUUAUUCAUUUGGCACUCCAUCCACUCAAAAGAAAGUUCAUUGUAGUUAUUUGAAUUGUAAAGUAAUGCAUUAUGAAAGAACAUGUCAGGGUGUUUAUUAUUGUCCUCACAAGGAUGAUGACAGUGAAUCGUGUAUUGUUAGACCAUGUAGAUUGAGAUUUCACACUUGUCAGAAACAUAACAAUAAUUCAUUGACAAAGAGUGGAAAGUGUCCUUUCAAGUUACAUUUCUAUGUACCACUUGAUAAGGCUGAUAACAGAAGAUUAUUACUUUGUCUUGGAACGCAUAACCAUCCUUUACUGAGUGAAUCAGAUGGUGCAAUUGUUGCAUCACAAACAACGGAAAAGAAAGCAAAGCAAAGCAAAUCUUCAUCGACAGUUAUUAACCUCAAUCAAGAAUCAAAGCCAACAACACCCCAAAAUAUUCAAUCAAGUACAGGCAAUACCAGCACUAAUGUCAGUUCUUAUCAAGAAACUAAACAACCAAUGUCUAGAGUAUCGUCAAGUAAUAGUGUUCAAUCAGCAUCAAAACUGAAACCAAACAUACCAAAUAUGAUGCCUCCAUCAUCAGUGAAUGUAAAUGAUAACAUUCUAACAAGUGCAUCUCAUAAGGUGUUGAAUUACAAUCAAAAUCCUAAUAAUUAUAUAAUGAGCAGUAUGCCAAAUACUAUUCCAAAUAACAUGCCAAACAAUAUGAAUAGUAUGCCAAGUAAUAUGUCAAGUAACAUAUCAAACGGUAUGAAUGGUAUGCCAAAUGGUAUUCCAAACAAUAUUACAAAUAUGCAAAAUAACAUGUCAUCUGGAAUGCCUCCUAACAUGAUGAAUAAUAUUCCUAAUACUAUUCCAAAUAAUAUGAUGGGUAGUAACAUGCCACCAAGCAUGUCCAGUAAUAAUAACUUGAUGAAUAUUCCACAAAACCUUAUUGGAAAUAUUGGAAAUAGCAAUAUGAACACUAAUAUUCAUCAUGGUUCUCUGCUCACUGCUAAUAAUAAUUCAUCUCUUUCAAAUUGUUAUCCAAGUGCAUCUGAUACUCUGAUGAACCCACCUCCAAAAUCAACUCAAUCAUCAUCACUACACAAUAUGGCUUCACUUCACAGAUCUGCAAGUCAAGAAAUUUUAACAAGUAGUAUUGCUAGUGGUACUGGUCUAAGUCCACCUGCUCAUCACCAUUCAUCUCCACUUGGAGGCCGAUCGCCAAAUUUAUCACCACCUUACUCUUAUUCAUCACCUAAUCAAUAUUCUUCAAACAAGUCAAAUGUUCCUUCCUAUCCACAAUCUCAAAUGCCUUCAAUUCAAUCAUCAACAACAACAAUGAAUAGCAUUGGCUCCAAUUCCAACAUUUCAAAUACCACCACUACCCCUAAAAAGUUUACUUCUCUAUUUCAACCUAGUGAUUAUUUACAACAUGUUUCAAAACCUCCAUCCUAUUCAAAACCAACCUCUACAAAUACUACUUUAGGUGAAAGUGAUCCAAAGAGAUCUUCCUCACUCAUGUCAUCCUCUCCAAAUUUUAUGUCAUCUUCAAGUCCUUCAUUAUAUAGUUUCUCAAAUUCUCCUUCUCCUAGAAUUGACCGUAGAAGUCCUUCCUAUCAUACCAAUCCAACAAGUCCUUCACCACCUCAUAUGUUAGUAUCCCCAAUGACAGGAUUUCCAUCUCUUUCUCCAUCCUAUUUCUAUGAUAAUCCUUCACCUUCUCAUUCCUCACCUCAACAAACAAUUCCUCAAUCACCAAGCCAAUUAAUUUACAAGACAGAUACAAGUGGUGGAAUUAAGAGAGAAAGACUUUAUGCAAAUGACAAUACAAAUAUUAAAAAGGUAAAACAAGAAGAAGAUAGUGUUUUACCUCCAAUAGAAUCCAUAGUUGAUUAA
Molecule: messenger RNA, 3711 nt
Organism: Naegleria gruberi
Lineage: Eukaryota; Heterolobosea; Eutetramitea; Acrasida; Naegleriidae
Exons: 1
Coding region: 475-3711 (1078 amino acids)
Source: RefSeq, a predicted model, not a curated record